This is a messenger RNA of Glarea lozoyensis ATCC 20868, 855 nucleotides long. RefSeq lists its product as uncharacterized. The coding region runs from base 1 to 855 and encodes 284 amino acids. NCBI's taxonomy places the organism in Eukaryota, Fungi, Ascomycota, Leotiomycetes, Helotiales, Helotiaceae. The transcript has 3 exons. The record is from RefSeq and is a predicted model, not a curated record.
AUGUUGCACCCCAAACGCUCGAGGUCUAAGUUUGAAGGGGGCUGUAUUGUUGAGCUUGGGGUGGAUGACUACCCACCCCCAAAGUAUAAGAGUCGACUCGGAUGUCCGUUUGCGAAGUUCAAUCGUAAGCGAUAUGAACGGGUCAACACACCUUGUACAAGCAGGUGGGGCUUUAGCUCAAUCACUACUCUCAACGAACAUAUAAAAAGAUAUCAUUCAAGCAAGGAUGCUUGCAUUCGGUGUAAGGAGGGAAUUGAGGAACAAGACACAACUGGGGAUAUUGUAAAAUGUGAUCACUCCGAGGAACCAGAGAAAAUGACCGUCGACCAGGAAAGAAAGCAUAAAGAUUGGGCCAUUGGGCGGUCUAUGUCAGCAACCGACGCAGAAAAGUGGACUUGGAUAUUUGAAGCUCUUUUCCCAAACGCGACUGGGAAGCCGCUUCCGUGGUACGAUUAUCUUCGACCAAGUCACCGAGACGAUAUGUCAGUAAAUCAAACCGAAAACCCAAAAGUCAGCUCUACGGAUAAUAUGUCCAGCCUCGCGGGAUUAGAUCUCCUACUAUUCGACACCACGUCUCCUACGGACACGCGAAUAGCAAAACGACUUCGUGCUGACGAUAGCCAGUCUAUCAGUAGGAGGAUCACUGACUUCUCCAUCUCCACGGGGCCUGCUACCAGCGAUUCGGGGAUCUCGCUAUCCUUCGAUCCAGACAAGCUUCAUGGGGACCGCAUCACACCUCCUCCGUCUGACUGUGUGGACCCUGCGCUGCUGGGGUCUAGUACCUUGUUUUCCCUGCGCGAGCAACUAGAAUGGCAAAUUGGCAGCGGGGUGGCGAGCAAUCCCACGAGGAAUUAG